UGCUAGGAGUACAAAAUGUAAAAUAUAUUUAUCUUAAUCUUUAGCUAGCUGGCUACAAAAAUGGCUGACUCGGCUUCUCGCUAGCAGGUAGUUUACGUCCUCCAGUGAGCGCACUCUACCGUAAAUAAAACAUUAUUGUCCACAUUAUCGUUACUUACUAAUGAAUGUCGACCCGAAAAGCGGGUUUAGCAAACUAUUACCUUAACGUCAGCUGACUGGCUAUUAAUUCAAACAACUCCUAUCGUUGCGAUGAGCUAACGUUAGCUAAUAAAUAGCUUGUGUCUAUAGGCAGAACGAACUAGCAUGUUGCGUGCUAACUUUAGGACAAACAACAUGCUAGCUAGCCAUCUGUCAAGCUUGCCAAGCAACCAUCUUGACUGAAAUUGCUACAAGUCAUUCGUUCAAUUACUUUCUGUAUUUGUAAAGAUGCAGGGAAGCAAUUGCUGAACAUCCCAAAGAAACCUUCUAGAAGACUUCAUCUCCCACACAUAGGAGCUGAUAUCAUGGCAAUGGAUGCGGCUGUGAUCGGUGCCAACGGAGAGAUGAAGGUUUUCUACAACCAGAACCUCAGUCCCAGCAAAGGUGUCCUGUCCCUGGUGACAGUCCACCCACAGUCUCUCUCUGUGGGGAAACAACUGCUUCCCAAAACCCUGGGGCCCUCCAACGUCAACAUUGCCCCACACAUGGUGAUGGGUACCCCUCAGAGGCCCAGUGGGUCAGGGGGGUUAGUGAUGGGCAGCCCUCACACACCCAGUACCCAGUACAGACCACAGAGCCAACCCCCUGAUGCCUCUCCCUGGUCCACCGGGAAGCGUGGUACUGGUAAGAAGGGGGAUAAGAACGGGAAGGGUCUUAGGCAUUUCUCCAUGAAGGUGUGUGAGAAGGUGCAGAAGAAGGGAGUAACUACCUACAAUGAGGUGGCUGACGAGCUCGUGGCAGAGUUCAGCGCCAACGACACCCUCCUCUCGCCCGGCGACUCGCAUUCCUACGACCAGAAGAACAUCCGACGGCGUGUGUACGAUGCGCUCAACGUGCUCAUGGCCAUGAACAUCAUCUCUAAGGAGAAGAAAGAGAUCCGGUGGAUCGGCCUGCCCACCAACUCAGCCCAGGAGUGUCAGAGCUUGGAGGUGGAGAGACAGAAACGACUAGAGAGGAUCAACCAGAAACAGUCUCAGCUUCAGGAGCUCAUUCUACAGCAAAUAGCGUUCAAGCGCCUGGUGCAGCGGAAUCGUGCAGCGGAGCAGCAAGCGGGCAGGGCUCCACCCCCAAACUCUGUCAUCAACCUGCCCUUCAUCAUCAUCAACACCUCCAAGAGGACCAUCAUCGACUGCAGCAUCUCCAAUGACAAGUUUGAGUACCUGUUCAACUUUGACAACAUGUUUGAGAUCCAUGAUGACAUUGAGGUGUUGAAGAGAAUGGGGCUGGCCUGUGGUCUGGAGGUGGGCCAGUGUUCACCAGAGGACCUGAAGGAGGCUCGCGCCCUGGUGCCCAGAGCCCUGGAGCCCUAUGUUACAGAAAUGGCCACGGGUCCAAUAAGCAACGUCUACAUCACAGGAGCCUCGUCUAGGAACGGAGGAGGACGCCGCCACACAAGUAGCUCCGAUGGCACGGUGGCGUCCAUUUCCAACGACUCACACUACAGCGCCUCGCGAGGCCACACCCCCGUGUCCUGCAUGGCAGACGAGGAAGAGGAUGACGAAGACUACGACGACAAUGAUUAAAUCAGUAGUUUCUCACUCUACCAUCUCUUAACAGCCCAGUCUGAUGACUAACCAGCUGUGUUCCAAAUGGCUUCCUAUACCCAAUAUGCUGAACUACUGUUGACCACGGCCAUAUUGGCACAGAGGUAGUGCACUGUGUAGGGAGUAGUGCCAUUUGGAAUGCAUACAGCCCAGGUCCCAUGAACAAGUCUCUCUCCCUUCCUCCAGCUCCAUCUCAGGCCUUCCCCCCCUCCAUCUCAGGCCUUCCCUCCCUCCAGCUCCAUCUCAGGCCUUCCCCCCCCCUCCAGCUCCAUCUCAGGCCUUCCCCCCCCCCCCUCCAGCUCCAUCUCAGGCCUUCCCCCCCUCCAGCUCCAUCUCAGGCC
Oncorhynchus masou masou (cherry salmon) is the source of this 2083-nucleotide messenger RNA. Its product is annotated as transcription factor Dp-1-like. The coding region runs from base 504 to 1721 and encodes 405 amino acids. The record is from RefSeq and is a predicted model, not a curated record. Gene Ontology annotation, biological process: regulation of transcription by RNA polymerase II; regulation of cell cycle. The transcript is spliced from 12 exons. Gene Ontology annotation, cellular component: transcription regulator complex; nucleus. Gene Ontology annotation, molecular function: RNA polymerase II transcription regulatory region sequence-specific DNA binding; DNA-binding transcription factor activity, RNA polymerase II-specific. Lineage: Eukaryota; Metazoa; Chordata; Actinopteri; Salmoniformes; Salmonidae.